Messenger RNA from Paramuricea clavata, 2412 nucleotides. The record is from the annotation of a GenBank genome assembly. NCBI's taxonomy places the organism in Eukaryota, Metazoa, Cnidaria, Anthozoa, Malacalcyonacea, Plexauridae.
AUGGAUAUCAACCUUCGUUAUAGCCUUCAAUUACAGAUUAAGCAAAAGCCAUUACACGUCUUCCUCUGUAUCUUACUUGCUGGUGAUAUUGAUACUAAUCCAGGCCCUGUGGCCAUGUCUAAAACUCAACGUUGCCUAUCAUUCAACACUCAAAGCCUCCGAAGCGUCAACAAGCGACAGGGUGGAACAUUCAAAAGCAACUUAAAAUCGUUUCAAGAACUUGUUUACGCUGAAAAUUUGGAUGUCAUAUCGCUCACUGAAACAUGGCUCAAUGAUAAUGUCAGUAACAAUUAAAUAUUGCCUUCUGGUUACAACAUUAUCAGAAAAGAUCGGCCAUCCAACAAACGUGGAGGUGUUUUGCUAGCAUUGCGUGAAGGAAUUCAAUAUAACAGAGUUAACUCGGAAUCUUGGUCUGACCAUUUAGAAAUUCUCUCCAUAGAAAUUGAAUCACAUACACCAAAUAAAUGCCUGCUGUGUGUCUGCUACAGACCACCGAACGGUGAUCUUAAUGAAUGGCUUAGUUAUUUUACGUUGUUCCUUCAAGUGGCUGAAAAAUAUGAAAAAGUUUUCAUAACUGGAGACUUUAAUUUUCCUGUAUUGACUUGGAACUCUGACCUUACUUCCCAGAAUGCCCCUCCCAGUUCCAUUGAAUUUCGAAAUCUCGUAUACGACUUUUUUCUUGAACAAGUUAACCCGCAUCCGACGAGGCUGAACAACAUAUCCUUGAUCUAAUCCUAACCAACACUCCUGAGUGUGUUAUUGAUGUAUCGUGCAUAUGACCACAAUCAAUGGACCUCUUCAGCGAUUAUAAUCUUCUGUUCUUUGAUUUCAACCUGUUUGCCAAGUUAUCUUCCAGUGACAAACGAUCUGUCCUAGUCUCUUUUAACAAUAAACCUGUCGCCAUCAAUAGCCUUAAAUCAAAUCAACAACAUGAGCACAAAUAGUAAUCCUGAUGAUAUCAACAAGGACUGGGAACGUUGGUGUGAUCGUUUCAUGGAUGCUGUAAAUCGUCAUAUCCCGACUAAAAUUAUUAAAAAACGAACAUCUCCCCCUUGGCUAGACAGUGAAACGCAUCACCUAUUACACAAAAAGGAAACGGCUAGAAGAAAAGCCAGAAAGAGCUGCUGCAGUAACAAUCUCUGGGAAAAUUUCAGAAACCUUCGCCGUUCCUUUAAGUCGCUGAUAUCCCGUAAGCGAAAAGAGUUCUUUCAGUCUUUGCCUGUUCUUAUGAAAUCAAACACAAAACGAUUCUGGUCGUUGUUCAAAUUUACAUCAAAUUCAUUUAGUGUACCAAACAAAAUGAGUUGGAAGCGUGAUGAAGGAACUGUCAUUGCUGAAAAUCCCGAAGACGUUGCAAAUCUCUUAAACAACUUCUUCUUUUCUAUGUUUAAUACACCACUUUCCCAAGAAGACUAUGAUGCCCAUCCAGCGUCCACCACCACCUUCUGUGACCCCAUAAGCGAUAUCAACAUAUCACCUGAUGACGUUCAACGUGCUCUUCUCUCUCUCGAUGACAACAAAGCUACUGGUCAAGACAAAAUUCCGGCAAAGUCGCUUAGAUGUUGUGCUCCAUACAUUUCCUCAUCCCUUGCUGAUCUCUUCAAUAGAAGCUUAACUUCUGGUAGUGUACCAGCGGAAUGGAAAGUUUCUAAUAUAAUACCCAUUCCUAAAGGUGGUCAAAAGAACGAAGUUUCAAAUUAUCGACCGAUAUCUUUACUUCCAAUUGUAUCAAAAGUGCUCGAGCGUUGCAUAUACGACCAAUUGAUCAACCAUGUCUCAAGUGAACUGCAUAACCUCCAAUAUGGAUUUCUCAGGGGGAAGUCUACAACAUCACAAUUACUAAAGGUUCUACACGAGUUUGGUGAGUCGCUCGACAAGAGAAUCCAAACUGAUGUCCUUUAUCUCGAUUUCGCUAAAGCGUUUGACAGGGUUGAUCAUCAGCUGCGUCUCAAGAAACUUAGUAAUUUUGGAGUUUGCGGAAACUUGCGCAAGCUGAGCUGGUUUCAUAACUAUCUAUCAGAUCGCCAUCAAAAAGUCACCAUUUUAGGAAAAACAUCCCGAUCAAUACCCGUUCUAUCAGGUGUUUCUCAGGGUUCAAUCCUUGGCCCUUUAUUGUUUCUUGUAUACGUGAAUGAUCUGCCCGAAAAGUCCACCACAUCGUCUGUUGCUCUGUUUGCUGAUGAUACCAAGUGUUAUCAUGCCAUAAGAACAACAGAUGACGUAAAAGCUCUCCAAUGUGAUCUGGAUGGAAUCAGCCAAUGGUGUCGGACGUGGCGCAUGAACCUUAACGAAACUAAGUGUGGAGUUCUUAAGGUAACAAGGAAUCUCAAACCCGUGCAGUCAUCUUACCAUCUGGCAACAACGAUAACUCAGCCAACUCAACGGUCAUCUGUAAAAGGCUUGUUAAUUUAA